This is a messenger RNA of Equus caballus (horse), 4419 nucleotides long. It is a transcript of the gene RIT1, whose product is annotated as Ras like without CAAX 1. Gene Ontology annotation, biological process: Ras protein signal transduction. Gene Ontology annotation, cellular component: plasma membrane. Lineage: Eukaryota; Metazoa; Chordata; Mammalia; Perissodactyla; Equidae. Gene Ontology annotation, molecular function: GDP binding; calmodulin binding; GTP binding. The record is from RefSeq and is a predicted model, not a curated record.
GCCCCGCCCCUCCGGCCGGUGGCGCCAUCUUCCCGGCUGCGGGAGGGGUCACAGGUCAGUGCCGGAGCCUCGCGGCGAGGGAAGGAGGACGGAGUGGGAGCUCUGACCGGCCGUGGCGGUCACGUCCCGCCGGGUGCCUUUUCCUCGGGGCAGCCCAAGCUUCUCCAAGAGGACAAUGGAUUCUGGAAGUCGCCCAGGUGGGAGCUGCUGUAGCAGCCCUGCAGGACUCUCACGCGAAUACAAGCUAGUGAUGCUGGGCGCCGGUGGUGUGGGGAAAAGUGCCAUGACCAUGCAGUUCAUCAGCCACCGAUUCCCAGAAGAUCAUGACCCCACCAUCGAAGAUGCUUAUAAAAUCCGGAUCCGUAUUGAUGAUGAGCCUGCCAAUCUGGACAUUUUGGAUACGGCUGGACAGGCAGAGUUUACAGCUAUGCGAGAUCAGUAUAUGAGGGCAGGAGAAGGGUUUAUCAUCUGUUAUUCUAUCACUGAUCGUCGAAGUUUCCAUGAAGUUCGGGAGUUUAAACAGCUUAUUUAUCGAGUUCGUCGGACUGAUGAUACACCUGUGGUUCUUGUGGGAAACAAGUCUGACCUAAAGCAGCUAAGACAGGUCACCAAGGAAGAAGGAUUGGCUUUGGCCCGGGAAUUCAGCUGUCCCUUUUUUGAGACCUCUGCUGCCUACCGCUACUACAUUGAUGAUGUAUUCCAUGCCCUUGUGCGGGAGAUACGUAGGAAAGAAAAGGAGGCAGUACUGGCCAUGGAGAAAAAAUCGAAACCCAAAAACAGCGUAUGGAGGAGACUGAAAUCACCCUUCCGGAAGAAGAAAGAUUCUGUAACUUGAAGGGAAGCUGUGGAGUGUUUAUCUGUGACCUGCACUGCCUGAUCAGAGCAGUCCAGUAACCUGCGUUAGUGAGCGUGGUGCUUGCUCUUUCUCCUGUUAGGACCGUUAUUUUAAAAGUAACUGAUGAAGGGGACAUGCCUACUAGAGGUUUUCAAUGAUGUGGUAUUUAAAAUAUUGUCUCUUAGCUAAUUCUGAUUUAUUAACCCGGUGGAGCACUGUCUACUUUUAAAUUGUCUCAUUAGAAUUUGAUCACCCAUGUUUUGGGUUCUGUUGCUGAUAUUAAUUAGUUAAUGUAAAUUGUUUAUACCCAGGGGAAUAUGUAUGCCAUAUGUGUUUGACUAAGCUCACAAGAGGAAUUUUUUGCCGUGCACUACUCCAUGUUAUCUUUCAACUCCAGUUUCCUGGGACUAUCCCAGAGAAGGACCUCAGUCUUUUCUAUUCACACUGUGCUUCCUAGAGACAGAACAAAAACCCUGUAGGGAAAUCCAUGCUAAAGAGAUUGGUGUUAACGUUCAGCAAAUAGCGGUGGAACUGACUCCUGUUGCAGAUUGUAGAGUGAUGAGAUCUGGGGAGAUCAGGCUGUAUGUUUGCAGGAACUUGGCUAGAAAAAGGUAGGAUCAGAACAGUGUUCCCAGUACGAACCUGGCUUUUCUAAGAAGUGCACAUUUGACCCAAAUGCACUGGGAUGGAUAAGACAAACAGAAGCAUAUCAAAUGUAAUGAAGGUUUCUCCUAUGAGGUUAUUUUACUCCUCCUUUCAGGGUUUGCCUUUCUUUAGCUUCAAAGGUAAACACUUUGGGAACUAUUACUGGAUUACUAAACUCUUGUUUAAUCUAAAUCCCUGGUUGGAACAGCCAUUGCCUUGUACAGGUUUAUCUUUUCCCUGGAUAUGCAUGCAUCAAUACAUUUACAAUAAUUGCUUCCUCGUGCUUUCCCUGAGCUUCCCUGUGCUCCUUUGAAGAUAUAGCCCUGGCAGAAUGGUUUUUAGACCCUUUGUCAGACUGACUGCAUUUUCCACAUGGAAGAGACAUCAGGAGUUUGAGUAAUUGUGUAUGUGCCUCCUUGAUGUUGACAAUCACUAGACUCAGUGCUCUAAGAAAGCCCUUGGUAUUUCUGUUUAAUGAGCCAGUCUUGAAGCUUUAAAAUUCCCAUAUGUUGAGUUUCUCAUUGAAGAUUUCUUUACAAAGACAUUGCUGAGUUCACCUCAGGGUUGUCUGAGCCUUAACAAAGCUUAGCCUAAGAGAAUACCACUUCAAUACCUGUGCGUAGUUGAGAAACUGUUGUCCUGGGAAGAAACAGCUUUAAAUAUUGGUGGUAAGCUCUCUCUUCUAGAAUCAGGAUUGUUUUGAUAUCUGAACUUGUUAUAUGUGGAGAUUAAGUGCAAAAGUGCUAAGAGUAAUGUGUGUCACUAAAGCAGUGUUUGUGUCCACUUUAAACUCUAAGAACAUGACUUUGUGUAGCACCUCUUAAAAGGGCACAGCUCAACUUACUGUUUUCCAUUUUUAUUACAGGCAGAAGGACAGGGUUGUUAUGUUUUUCCUUAUAAUCAAUGGUAUAUGCCCUAGGUUUAAAGAAAAGUGAUGGUUGUAACUCUUAGCUGAGUAGUGGUCCCUGUUCAAACUCCUGGAAAUGUUUUUGCUACCAAAUAAAUCAUGUUUUAUGGUACUCAAGCCAUCCAGAAGUGAAAGGCCCAGAAUUUGAAUCUAUGCAGGACAAAAAUCUUGCAGGAAUCAAAGCACUUUGGAGAAGCAUGAAAAGAAAUACAGUGCAAUUCUGUUUUAACAGUAUUUCACCACAUUUAAACUAGCUUGGAGCCUUUUAAGUUUAAUGCCUUAACUUCUCAUUACUAGUGACCUACGGAAUUGUUAUUAGCAUCAAGCAGGAAGUUGACAGCUAUAUCAUUAUUUGAGAUAGUCAAGGCAGCAGACAACAUUGCUAGAAGGAAAGAUCUGUAAGACAGGAGGGAAUUGGUAUUGUAUAUAAGAAAAAUAACAAAUUAGUGUUUUUAAGACUAUCACUGUCAUAUAUUUGAUUGUUGGAUUAAUUAGCCCAUUAAUUAGUAUUAAGAAUUCUAUUCAUGGUGCUAAAUAGUUUGAGGGGUAUAAAAUGUCUUAAGUCAUAGCUCUAUUCUUAGUGAUCAUAUGGUGUAUGUAAUUUAUAAGCUCUAAGUAGUCAGCUUUAUCCAAUUUGAGGGCAUUAAAAUCAAUUACUGCCUGGAACUUUGAAGAGAAAAAUUCAGGGACAAGUUGAAAAGCACUGGAACUGUUCAUGUCCAUACUAGAUUGGUAAAUUGCAAAAUUUAGAAGCUAGCCUUUAGAAUUAGCUGUUUAGAAUUCAGAAAGGGAUAUAUGUCUUAACUUCGUGAUAUAUUAGCAAAAAUUGGUCUACUGUGAUGUUUGGGGAGGAGAGGGGAGAGAAAAGUUUUUCCCUUAUGCACUUGUAUAUGAAGAUGGUUUGUAUGACACAAUACAAAACUUUUAAACAACUUGUUGGGCUUUUCCUUUACUUACCUAUGUCUGGGUAGAAAUGUUUGGAAUCAUCGCAAAGGAUCAUUUUAAGAAAAAAAUUUAAUACCAUGAGAUUUUACAUUCUGGAAAAUAUUGAUUUAAAAAAAUUGAAUGCCCAGCAUGUACAGAACACCCUUGUCAAGUGGUAGGGAGCAGGCCAUGGAAUGCCCCUUCGUUCAGAGGUUACCUCUUUGGUGGAGAGACAGGAAAAACUCAUUGAAAAUGAUAGCCCAUUUGCCACCUGAUCAAGAGUUAAUGUUUGAAGUAUGUAUACUAAAUGUGAGAGAAUGAGGAAUAAUUUUUUCUGUGAAAGUCAUUUCUUUUAUCAUCACUACUAUAAAUGGGCAUCAGUGUUGGUAGAGAGGACUUAGUUUGGACGUUAAGGGAAUGUAUUUUUGUGUCUUCAUUAUUUAACAUUUAUUGAGUGGGUCAGUAACUGUCAGUGUGGUCCACCAUUGAAAUGGGCAAUGGAGGAAAUAUAAAAUAUCCCUGAUCGUGAGCUCUGGUAAAAUUUGCAUAUACAAAACAACUGGAGGUCAAUCUUAAGGUAGUAGAUUAUGUGCUUCAGACUGGGAAUGUUGUAGGAAUUCAGAGAGGGAAGGAAUUAGUAUGGCUGGAGCUGACUCGAAUAGCUAAUGGGAGCUAAAGCUCCUGGUAAAUACUCGUAGUCUUGUACUUUUUCCAAACUCAAUCUUGAGAAGGGUGAGAUGUAGAAAAAUUUGAAGUCUUAUUUUUUAUGAGUCCUUAUUAACUUUGACAAGCACUUGGCUUUAAAAGAUGGUUCAAUACUGAAAAUAGAUUUGCAGUAAUCCUGGAUUUGCUCAAGCUUCAAAUUAAAGUUUAUUUUCAAAUUGUUCUUCCCACAUUUCAGCAGCUCAGCUGGAACUGAAACUUAGGUGGUAUUACCAUACAGGGAAGUAGUUGGAAAUCCUAGUUCUCUGACUAAAAAGAGUAUCACCCUGUGCUCUAAAUGUUCUCACUGCACGAAUUAAUUUUGUCUUUCUCCCCUUUUUCCCCACUAAGAAUUGCUGUGAAUUAAUUAGGUAUAGCAUAAAUUAUAAUAAAUAAAUUAAGAAAA